AUGGAAGAGCUUACGGCGUUCGUGUCCAAGUCGUUCGAAGCUAAGAGUAAAGAGAGCAGCAAGGAGGCCAUCACGUACCGGGAGGUUCUGGAGACGUCCGGCUUAGCUCGGCCGCGGGAGCUGGGCAGCCCCGCCGAGCAUGACUUCAGCGAGGGCGCCCAUUGCCCGCUGCACGCCUAUAAGGAGCAUGUGGAGCUGGACAAGGACAAGCUCAAGGACUUCCACGUCACGCGGCCCUCAGAAGGCAUUUACGAGUGCAGCAAAGACAAGAAAGAGGAAGUCAAGUCGGAGGACGAGGACGCGCAAGGCAAGCUGAAGCAGCGCAGAAGUCGCACCAACUUCACGCUGGAGCAACUCAACGAGCUGGAGCGUCUUUUCGACGAGACCCAUUAUCCGGACGCCUUCAUGCGGGAGGAGCUCAGUCAGCGCCUCGGGCUCUCCGAGGCCCGCGUCCAGGUUUGGUUUCAAAACAGAAGAGCAAAAUGUCGAAAACAGGAAAACCAGAUGCACAAAGGGGUCAUUUUGGGCAGCGGCAGUCAUCUGGACGCCUGCAGGGUGGCGCCCUACGUUAACAUGGGGGCCCUCAGGAUGCCCUUUCAACAGGUUCAAGCGCAGCUCCAGUUGGACGGCGUGGCCCACUCCCAUCCCCACCUGCACCCGCACCUGGCCGCCCACGCCCCCUACCUGAUGUUUCCGCCCCCUCCCUUCGGACUACCGAUCGCCUCGCUGGCCGACUCGGCCUCGGCGGCGGCGGCGGUCGCCGCGGCCGCCAAAAGCAACAGCAAGAACUCCAGCAUCGCCGACCUGCGACUCAAGGCAGGACUUCUGCGGGGCCAGUGGCUCAGUCCACUCCAGGCACAGAUCACAUCCCAGGGACCGUACAAACACAUGUGGAUGUCUGUCUGA
This is a messenger RNA of Nerophis lumbriciformis (worm pipefish), 906 nucleotides long. The record is from RefSeq and is a predicted model, not a curated record. NCBI's taxonomy places the organism in Eukaryota, Metazoa, Chordata, Actinopteri, Syngnathiformes, Syngnathidae.